Messenger RNA from Musca domestica (house fly), 1630 nucleotides. It is a transcript of the gene CCT7, whose product is annotated as T-complex protein 1 subunit eta. NCBI's taxonomy places the organism in Eukaryota, Metazoa, Arthropoda, Insecta, Diptera, Muscidae. Gene Ontology annotation, molecular function: ATP hydrolysis activity; ATP binding; ATP-dependent protein folding chaperone. Gene Ontology annotation, biological process: protein folding. Gene Ontology annotation, cellular component: chaperonin-containing T-complex. The record is from RefSeq and is marked provisional.
GCAACCACAAAUCGUUUUGUUGAAAGAAGGUACCGAUACCUCACAGGGCAAACCACAGUUGGUGUCUAACAUCAAUGCCUGCCAAGCUAUUGUGGAUGCUGUGCGUACCACACUGGGACCCCGUGGUAUGGACAAAUUGAUUGUCGAUGGCCAUGGCAAAGCCACUAUUUCCAAUGAUGGUGCAACCAUUAUGAAAUUAUUGGACAUCGUUCAUCCUGCCGCCAAGACUUUGGUUGAUAUUGCCAAGUCUCAAGAUGCUGAGGUUGGUGAUGGCACAACAUCUGUGGUAUUGUUAGCCGGCGAAAUCCUCAAACAGGUUAAGCCUUUCAUUGAGGAAGGUGUCCAUCCUCGUAUUGUCAUCAAAGCUAUUCGCAAGGCCUUGCAAUUGUGCAUGGAUAAAAUCAAUGAGAUGGCUGUACGCAUUGAAAAACAAUCCAAGGAGGAACAGAGGAGUUUGCUGCAUAAGUGUGCCGCUACUGCCAUGUCUUCUAAAUUGAUUCACCAGCAAAAGGAAUUCUUCUCCAAGAUGGUUGUUGAUGCCGUCCUAACUUUGGAUGAGUUAUUGCCUUUGAAUAUGAUUGGCAUCAAGAAGAUCACUGGUGGUUCUUUGGAGGAAUCUCAAUUGGUUUCUGGCGUUGCCUUUAAGAAAACCUUUUCAUAUGCCGGAUUUGAAAUGGCUCCUAAAUCCUACAAAGACUGCAAAAUCGCUUUACUCAACAUCGAAUUGGAAUUGAAGGCUGAACGUGACAAUGCUGAAAUUCGUGUCGACAACGUCAAGGAAUACCAAAAGAUUGUCGAUGCCGAAUGGCAAAUCCUCUACAACAAAUUGGCCAAAAUCCACGAAUCUGGAGCCAAUGUCGUUCUCUCGAAAUUGCCCAUUGGUGAUGUUGCCACCCAGUAUUUCGCCGAUCGUAAUAUGUUCUGUGCUGGCCGUGUACCCGAAGAAGAUCUCAAACGUACAAUGAAAUCCUGUGGUGGAGCUGUCAUGACCACAGCCAAUGAUAUUAACGCCAGUGUCUUGGGUCACUGCGAUUAUUUCGAAGAAGUUCAAAUUGGCGGUGAACGUUUCAAUGUAUUCCAAGGCUGCCCCAAUGCCAAGACAUGUACCAUUAUUCUCCGUGGUGGUGCUGAACAGUUUUUGGAAGAAACUGAACGUUCCUUGCACGAUGCCAUUAUGAUUGUUCGCCGUACAAUUAAACACGAUUCUGUUGUAGCUGGUGGUGGUGCCAUUGAAAUGGAAUUGUCGAAAAUCUUGAGAGAUUACUCGCGUACCAUUGCCGGCAAGGAACAAUUGCUGAUUGCCGCCAUUGCAAAAGGCUUGGAAGUUAUCCCACGUCAAUUGUGUGACAAUGCCGGUUUCGAUGCCACAAAUAUUUUGAACAAAUUGAGACAGAAACAUGCUCAAGGCGGCCAAUGGUAUGGUGUUGACAUUACCAAGGAAGACAUUGCCGACAACUUCCAAGAAUGUGUGUGGGAGCCUUCAAUCAUUAAGAUCAAUGCCUUGACCGCUGCUGCUGAAGCUGCCAUUAUGAUUUUGUCAGUCGAUGAAACAAUUAAGAGUCCCAGAUCUGGCGGUGAUGUUCCCAUGGCUGGAGCACCCAUGGGUCGCGGCAUGGGUAGACCCAUGUAA